Molecule: messenger RNA, 704 nt
Organism: Diospyros lotus (date-plum)
Lineage: Eukaryota; Viridiplantae; Streptophyta; Magnoliopsida; Ericales; Ebenaceae
Product: threonine--tRNA ligase, cytoplasmic-like
Exons: 5
Biological process (GO): threonyl-tRNA aminoacylation
Cellular component (GO): chloroplast; mitochondrion
Molecular function (GO): threonine-tRNA ligase activity
Source: RefSeq, a predicted model, not a curated record
AAUCUGCGCCAGUGUGCUGGCGAUUAUCCGUCUUUCGCUGCCGUGCUCCGCCUUGCAGCGCUUUUCUCCUCCUGUUCCCCUCCCUAUCGCCGCCGCCGCCGCCGCCGCCGCCAAUGGGCAAAAAAGCCAACUCUCAGCCGGACUCCGCCUCGUCCCACUCCAGGGACGAAGCCUAUCUUCAGGCUGUCAUUCCCAAGCGCAUCGCCCUCUUCGAGUCCGUCAAAUCCGAACUACUCGCCUACCGCCAAUCUAUCUCCGGCGAUCCGAUCAAGGGUGUCUUUGCCGGAUGGGAAUGGGAGCGUGAAGGAAGGCAAGAAAUGGAUGUCGACUCCACUCGACAUUGUGAAGGGGAGUUUGAAUAGUUUGGCAGCGAACGCACUGAUUUCGAAGGUUAAUGGAGUGAUGUGGGACAUGGCGAGGCCGCUUGAAGGUGACUGUGACCUCAAAUUGUUCACAUUUGACAGCGAUGAAGGUCGCGACACCUUCUGGCAUUCUAGUGCUCACAUUCUCGGGCGGUCCCUUGAGAUGGAAUACGGGUGCACGUUAUGCAAUGGGCCAUGUACUACAAGAGGGAGAACUUCCUCUUUGCCUAGCCUAUUUUGGUGUCCUGCAUCGGAAUGAGGCCAGUGGUGCACUUAGCGGAUUAACUCUUUUCAGGAGAUUUCAGUAGGAUGAUGCUCAUUAUCUUUUAUAGGGAGUCCCAG